Molecule: messenger RNA, 1335 nt
Organism: Closterium sp. Naga37s-1
Lineage: Eukaryota; Viridiplantae; Streptophyta; Zygnematophyceae; Desmidiales; Closteriaceae
Source: the annotation of a GenBank genome assembly
AUGCGCGCGCCGCGUUUCAAGUAUAUGAUAUCUGCGAGUAACGGAAUCGGAGCGUCGCUGGGAGCACCUGCCUCCGCCGGCAAGGAGGUGGUCCGCGCGGAGAGCGCCGCGAGCGAGGCCGUGAGCGCGAGCGAGGCGGUGAGUGCCGCGAGCGAGUUGGUGAAAGCGGACCUGUUCGUGGGCACAGGCGUGCUCGUCGGCUCGCUCGUUCAGCCCGACCUCAUCACCUUCAAUCAGGGUAUCUGCAGCAGCGUAACCAUGCCCGGAACCGGGGAGGGGGGAGGCGGCGGCGGCGGCGGCGGCGUGGACGCGCUUGCGUUGUGGUACUCGCCUACAGAUCCUGCAAACCGCCCUUCGUGCAACGCGCUGCAUCUGUUCACGACGGAAUCCUGCGAGGGCAAAGCGGCGGGGAAACUCUUCAACGAUGGUCGCGGCAUGAUGAGCACUUUUCCAUGCCUCUCCCCCCAUGCCUCUCCCCCCAUGCCUCUCCCCCCAUGCCUCUCCCCCCAUGCCUCUCCCCCCAUGCCUCUCCCCCCAUGCCUCUCCCCCCAUGCCUCUCCCCCCAUGCCUCUCCCCCCAUGCCUCUUCCCCCAUGCCUCUCCCCCCAUGCCUCUCCCCCCCAUGCCCCGCCCCCGAUGCCCCGCCCCCCAUGCCUCUCCCCUCAUGAAUCCCCCCCCAUGCAUCUCCCCUGUGCCUCCCCCCAUGCAUCUCCCCUGUGCCUCCCCCUGUUCUUCUCCCCCCAUGCCUGCACCAUGCCUUUCCCCCAUGCCUCUUCCCCCAUGCCUCUUCCCCCCCCGCAUCCACCCCUGUGCAUAUCCCCCCUUGCCUCUCCCCCCGUUCCUCUCCCCAUCCAUCCCUCUUGCCUCAUCCCUUUUUCCCCCCCAUCCCUCUCCCCCCAUCCCUCUCCCCCCAUCCCUCUCCCCCCAUGCCUCUCCCCCCAUCCUCCCAUGUGAACCAGACAACAUCUGCCAGCGGGCCACGUGCCAGGCACACUCCAACCAUCCCUCUUCUCCACUCUGUAUCUCCCUCACCCUCUCUCCUCCCCGUCUCGCCCUCUCUUCCCCUCUCGUCCCUGAUUGCCUUCGUCUUUCCCCCUCUGCCUUUCCACGUCCCUUCCUCCCUCCUGUCCUGUCCUCCCCCACGCUCUCCCAUUCCUUUCCGCCAUGUUCCCUGUCUCCUAGUCAUCAGUUCUCGCCUUAUCUACUGCAGAGCCUCUCCACUGCCACUGCUAUGUUAACAACCCUUAUAAAGCCUCGCUUUCCUCCCCUCCUCCUCUCGACCCUCUCAUGUCUCCCCUCUCCCUCCUGUCACCUCUGCCACUAUCCAUCGGUGUGA